Messenger RNA from Cylindrotheca closterium, 1905 nucleotides. Lineage: Eukaryota; Bacillariophyta; Bacillariophyceae; Bacillariales; Bacillariaceae. The record is from the annotation of a GenBank genome assembly.
AUGACUCCUAGAACCAGAAUUGGAUUCCGAAACAGAUUAAGGUCAGCCUGGCAAAAGGUCAUGCCUCAACGCAACAACGAUAGCACUAGAGCUGGGCUAUCCAAACGACGUGUUGUUUUCGGUGCAGCCGCAUUUGUCGUCUCAAUGCUAGCUCGUCCUCUUGUGACUCUUGCAAUGGGAGGAAUGGGGGGGUCCAAGGGCCCUGUAGCACCGAUGGAAAGAAAGGACAUGAUUACCAUUGGAGGACUUUUCUUUGUUCUUUUCGUCGGUCUCGCAUUAUUGCACGCUGCUGAGAUUGCCAUUACCACUCUGUAUCCCUGGAAAGUUCGCGAAUUUGCGGAAGAAGAAGAGAAAUCUGGGAAGCAAGGUGUUUUCAAGAUUUUGGACGAAGACAUCACGCGGGUGUUGACAACAAUACUAGUGGCAUCGACUACUUGUUCCAUUUUUGCCACGACGGUUUUCACCCAUCUGGUUGCCUCGGCAUUUGGAGCGAGAGGAGAACGAUACGGAGCUUUGGCUUUGACUUGUCUGACACUUUUCUUUGUCGAACUUCUUCCAAAGUCGAUUGGAGUCACAAAUGCUGAAAAAGUCGCUCGAAUCAUGACACCUCCCAUCAUUGUCACCUCAACUAUUGUGAGCCCAAUUGGAAUCUCACUUACCUGGCUUGCGAAAAAGACAUUGGCACUGGUUGGGUUUAAGAGCAGUGGUGAUGGUGACAGUAUUUCUGAUUCACAACUGCGAUUGAUUGUCACUGGAGCUCGUGACUCGGGGACCAUUGAUCGUGGAGAACAAGAAAUGAUUCAGGGUGUGUUGGAGCUUCAAACACAAAGAGUUAAGGAAAUAAUGAAGCCUCGUGUCGAAAUCAUCGCAGUACAGAAAGAUAUGAGUGUUGCAAGUGUGCUAGGUGUGGUUCGUGAGAGUGGAUACAGUCGAAUUCCAGUUUACGAUGGCGAAAUCGAUAACAUUGUAGGCAUCGUCCUUGCCAAGAACGUUCUGGACUUCUUUGUCAAGGGAGUGUUGGUGGAUGACGAAGUUAUUCGUAAGAUCCGAGGAGACGAAACAUCUAUGGAAGACAUGAGCGACAAAGAGGUCACAAGAAAGCUCGCAACUGUUUCACUUGACGACAGAAAAACACAGAACGUCCUCACCGGCUCUGAAAUGGCCAAGAGGAUGCAGGAAUCAAUAAUGGACGCUGGACUAAUUGAAUCCUGUUACUUUGUUCCAGAGACCGCCAAUGGAUGGUCAGUGUUGCAAGAAAUGAGAAAGAGACGGGUGCACAUGGCUGUUGUGGUCGACGAAUUUGGAGGAACUGAAGGGUUAGUUUCAUUGGAAGACAUUGUCGAAGAAGUUGUUGGAGAAAUUUACGAUGAGGAUGAUGAGGAAGAGUAUGACUUUUCUGAAGAUUCAAUCACUCUUCAAGAAGAUGGUAGUUUCUUGGUCCGUGGAGACGCUGACCUGGAGGACUGUGACACCAUCUUGGAUUUGAAACUUAGCGAAGAGGACGCUUUGAGGGAAUUUUCAACGCUCAGUGGAUUCUUGUGUAUGUGUGCUGGUGAAAUUCCAAACAUGGGUGACUUUGUCAUGAGUCGAGGUUAUAGUUUUGAAAUUCUACAAGCCGAUGACAAGAAAAUUCUGCAAAUUAAGGUGGAAAGACUCAUCGGUGCCUUUGACGACGAGGACGAACUAGAUGACGAAAGCAAGAAGAUGUUGCGAGGUUUCGUGAAAAACAAACUUGAAGAUGAAGACGAUUACGAAGAUAUGGAAUCGGAGGUUGAUGAUCAACUUGAACAAACACGAGCGGCAAACAAGGAAGCAGCGAAAGAGAUUGAGCAACUCAUCGAAGGCGGAGCCAAGAAAGCGGAUCUUGUCGAGAAGGCUCUUAGCGACAUCGUAAGCGAUUCAUAG